UAGUAACAUGACGAUGUCGUAACGAAUCAAAAGUGAAACCAAAAUUCUCCAAGUUUCUUUAUAUUUGGUUUUUUUCGCCGAAAAUUGUCUUUUUUAAAGGUUUUCUUUGAACUGUGAUUUUUUAAAACGAUUUUCUCCAAGUUUUUGAAGAAAAAAACAGUAAAUUUGAUACAAACUGAAAUUAACUUAAAGCGAUGAAGUUCCCACGGAGACUUUCACUGAAAUUAGCAACAUUCGAGCGUGUUUCCUAUCAUUGUUUACGGCUACUGGGCAUAUUAAUCGGUAUAGCGGCUAUUGUGUAUUUUAUGUACGAUACAAAAAGUCAUGGCGUUAACUCACAGACACGAUUAAUAAAGCGAGAACUUUUUAUCUUGGUCAUAUACGGUUCCUGGAUCAUUGGGAUAAUCUUGGAGAAUCCCGUGUUUAUGCUCUGCGUGCUAUACAUAUUGGUCGUUGCUUUGGCAUUUUUCAUCCUUGAACUUCUAUACGCACUAAUUCAAAUGUGUUACUUAUGGAUACACUACAGAGAUACCUCCGCCCAACUUUAUGAUUCGUUGGCUGCAUUUAGUUUGGCAUCUGUAUUUUGCCUGAUUAUAUUCCUGGUUCAUUACUUCAUUUACAAGUUCAUCAAAAAAUCCAUUGAAAAGCAAGAGCGCAAGAAUGAGGAAAAAUCUUUGUUGAAUAAAGGAAAGAAUGUGGGCGUUAACGAUGGGACCAAGUGCAAUAUUUUUCCAUGCUGUGUUUGAAUUUACAUCCAUCGCGAUUUAAGGACAAUAAAAUUGAAUAAUAACAAUAAUUUAACAUA
Messenger RNA from Contarinia nasturtii (swede midge), 805 nucleotides. RefSeq lists its product as uncharacterized. The transcript is spliced from 4 exons. Lineage: Eukaryota; Metazoa; Arthropoda; Insecta; Diptera; Cecidomyiidae. The record is from RefSeq and is a predicted model, not a curated record. The coding region runs from base 195 to 746 and encodes 183 amino acids.